Pieris brassicae (large cabbage white) is the source of this 1121-nucleotide messenger RNA. Its product is annotated as lens fiber major intrinsic protein-like. NCBI's taxonomy places the organism in Eukaryota, Metazoa, Arthropoda, Insecta, Lepidoptera, Pieridae. Bases 279 to 1034 code for a protein of 251 amino acids. Gene Ontology annotation, cellular component: plasma membrane. The record is from RefSeq and is a predicted model, not a curated record. Gene Ontology annotation, molecular function: water channel activity. The transcript is spliced from 3 exons. Gene Ontology annotation, biological process: transmembrane transport.
AGCUUUGCCACACCUCCGAGAGAUCGACAAAAAUAUAAAUUUGCGAUUUAAGACAUUGCAGCAGCAACCAAGUUUUGUUCAGAUUUUUUUUGUUAGUGUCUGAAUGAUGUGUGUGUGGUAUUGGUAUUAAACACCGCAGUUUUUUUCUUUUCUAUAAAACGAAUUGGGCAGAUAAGAUAGAUAUUUUAGUGUUUGACCUAUGAAAGUAAUACUUAAUAUAAUAUGCAAAUGUUUAAAUAGUUACAAGAUCAUUAAUGAUAUAAAAUUAUACAUAGUUUAUGGAGUCGACCUUGAAAGAGAAAGGUGCGCGCGCGUGGGCGGUAAUGUGGUGGCGCGCGCUUGUUGCCGAGGUGCUGGCUACAGCGUUGCUAGUGGGGCUCGGCGCUGCUGCUCUGCUGCCUCCCGGUGCACCAUUAUCGCACCCUGCGCUAGCCUUCGGUUUCCUCGUCGUCGCCCUCAUCGAGGGGUUCGGCGGUAUUUCGGGUGCGCACAUGAACCCGGCCGUGACGCUCGCGGCGGCGCUGGCUGGGCGGCUCCCGUGGGCUGCGGCGCUACCUUACGUUAUAGCGCAAGUGGUGGGCGCCACGCUUGGAUUCGGAGCGCUUAUGCUGCUAUCGCCGUCAGCGUUCUUUGAGAGCGGGCCGGUGGGCGGAACAGCACCAGGAUCUGGCGUGGGCGUGAUAAGCGCAGCGUUAUUAGAGGCGCUCUUGACGGGAACAUUGGUGUUGACGGCUGGUGGCAUUUGGCGAGCAGAAGAUGCGGGUCGUGUCGAUCCUGCGGCGUCCUUGAAGCUUGGUCUGGUAGUGGCGGGCCUAAUUUACGCAGGCGGCCCUCUCACGGGCGCCAGUCUUAAUCCUGCCCGUAGCUUUGCUCCUGCACUCUUGCAGGGUUUCACUGCCGACCAUUGGGUAUACUGGGUCGGUCCACUGGGUGGCGCAGCGGCAGCUUCGCUCCUUCAGCGCACUCUUGGCCCGCCCGCACGGCGUCCUGUCCGCCCCGAAGACCUACCCUUACACGACAAAGCCGAGGCAUAACGACUCUCCUACUACGUUACGAGUGUCGUAAACUUUGUACAUAUGUAACUUAAUAAACUUUUAUAUAUUGUAAAAUUUCAAAAAGUA